CAUCGUCACUCAGUUUUAAAACAUUUAAUUUUCCUGCUCAAGGCAAAAACAAGUCUCGUAUGCACGUGAAAUAACAUGUUAAAAUAUAAAACCUUUUAGGAGCCUACAUGUGUAUUUUCUCCUCUCCCAAAAUAGCAUUUAUUAAUUUAACUUCCCACCAAAUAUCAAUCAAUAUAAUCUACCUAUCUUCUCUAAAUUAAUAUAAUUAGCCUAGCUAGCUAAUGAUCUUGUUAACAUACAAAGUGCAGUUCAUCAGUUCUCCAUCAUGCAUAGUUCAUCACCUCCAUCACUUCAAACCUUGUUACAAACUGCACUUCUCUCUGUUCAGUGGACUUACAGUCUCUUCUGGCAACUUUGCCCUCAACAAAGGGUGUUGGUGUGGAGAGAUGGGUACUACAACGGAUCAAUAAAGACGAGGAAGACGGUGCUGGCCGCCGCCGCCGACUCCACGGAAGUAAGUGCCGCCGAUGACGCGUCGCUCCACAGAAGCGGUUUGAUUCGGGAGCUUUACGAAUCUCUCUCGGCAGCCGCCGGUGAGUAUUCCAACGGCGGCCAGCAGGUGGUGCCGGCGGUGGUGCGGCGUCCCUCGGCUGCAUUGUCGCCGGAGGACUUGACGGAGUCGGAGUGGUUCUACCUCAUGUGCAUGUCCUUCUCUUUCCCACCUGGUUAUGGAUUACCAGGGAAGGCAUAUGCAAUGCAGCAACAUAUAUGGCUCACAGGUGCAAAUGAAGUCCAUAGCAAUGUUUUUUCCAGAGCAAUUCUAGCCAAGAUCCGCUUCGGCUAUCACAUCUCCACCGAGAUCACGAGGACAAACGUGUUGGCAGCCCUCUCCUUAAGCUCUGGUUCAUCUCCUGGUUGUCACGAUCUGUUUGGCGUUGAAGAUCUCCUCCUUCAUGUAGAUCGUAACCUUCUUCACGCAAGGGAAGCUCCGGGACGCGACGGGAACGCUCUACAUCAGCAAGCCCCUCCGGUGCAGGAAAUUGCGCAACAAGACAAUAUGCGCUACUUCGAAACAACAAUCUCAACCAUCCUCGGACGGCAUCAACCACCGGAAAUCUCAACCACCACGGCCAGGGGGGUCUUCACCGUCAUUUCAGCCACCUCCGCAUUCUCAAAGUGGCGCCCGCGCUCGAUCCCCACCUCCGUCCAUUUCGAGUGCCGAUCCAUCCAAUGGUCACUCAAAUACAUCCUUCUCACCGUUCCGCUGCUGCAUGCAAAGAACUCAUCAAACCGGGCAGGGCCACCCGAGAUCUGCGGACCAUCCGCGGCCCAAGAAGAGCCCAAUGCCAACCACGUCCUCGCGGAGCGACGCCGGAGAGAGAAGCUCAACGAGCGGUUCGUCGUCCUCCGGUCCCUCGUGCCUUUCGUCACGAAGACGGACAAAGCCUCUGUCCUCGGAGACACCAUCAACUACGUCAAACACCUGCACGAGAGAGUGCAGGAGCUGGAGUCGAUGGCGGAAAAUGUCCGCUCUGGAGUUGACCGCCGCUCAAUCCCGUCUGCCCGGACAAGCGGGGUCCACUACAAUAGGAUUGACCAGCGGUCAAUCCAUCAUGCCCAUAUAAGUGGGGUCCUCCGCUUUGGGAUUGGCAGUCAGCCAAUCCCAGAAAAAGAUGGGGCCCACGUUGGGAUUGAUAGACUAUCAAUCCCAUGUGUCCAGAGAGGUGGGGUCCACAAGAUCGAGACCGGGCGUGGGGAUGAUGCGGGGAUGAGGGCAGGGGCGGUGGAGGUUUCUAUAAUCGAGAGGGAUGGGCUGGUGGAGUUGAGGUGCAGCUACAGGAAGGGUUUACUACUGGAGGUGAUGAAGAUACUUGGGGAGCUUGGGCUUGAGAUCACGGCCGUCCAAUCUUCUAUCAAUGGUAGGAUCCUUUUUGCAGAAUUGAGAGCUAAGAUAAAAGAGAAUUCAAGAGGCGGGAGGGCAAGUAUUAUGGAAGUGAAGAAAGCAAUAAAUCGUAUAAUUCCUCGUCAAUCUUAGCUAUGAAACAUUCUAUAUCAUAUGCUUGUGGGAGUAUUUUGAUGAAUCUCAAUAAAUUUGUUUACUCAAU
Molecule: messenger RNA, 2045 nt
Organism: Cuscuta campestris
Lineage: Eukaryota; Viridiplantae; Streptophyta; Magnoliopsida; Solanales; Convolvulaceae
Source: the annotation of a GenBank genome assembly